GGGCACAGGUGGGUGGCACUUCUGGGCACAGGUAGGUGGCACUUCUGGGCACAGGUGGGUGCACUGCUGGGCACAGGUGGGUGCACUGCUGGGCACAGGUGGGUGAUCUGCUGGGCACAGGUGGGCGGAGCUAGUGGGCGCACUGCUGGGCACAAGUGGGCGGAACUUGCGGGUGGCACUGCUGGGCACCGAUCAUCAGGGCACUGAUCAUCAGUGUCCUGAUGAUCGGUGCCGAUCCCCGCUGUGACAACUGCCGGUUCUCGGCAGUACUUUCCUCACGAUCUGACAGCGUGAGGAAAGUGCAGCCAAGAACCGGCAUUUGCAU
This is a messenger RNA of Staurois parvus, 325 nucleotides long. NCBI's taxonomy places the organism in Eukaryota, Metazoa, Chordata, Amphibia, Anura, Ranidae. The record is from the annotation of a GenBank genome assembly.